UCAGUGCUGAUUGGUCGGAGAGGAACUUCCGCCGGAAGCGGCUCGUGAGGGGACCGGGACCAGGAUCGGGACCGGGAACGRAACCGGCACCGGGAGCAGGAACAGGAUCASGAAACGCGAUCGACACCGAGCAGCCGCAGCCAUGAACAUCCGGAACGCGCGGCCCGAGGACCUGAUGAACAUGCAGCACUGCAAYCUGCUCUGCCUGCCCGAGAACUACCAGAUGAAAUAUUACUUCUACCACGGCCUCUCCUGGCCUCAGCUCUCCUACAUCGCUGAGGAUGAGAACGGGAAGAUUGUGGGAUAYGUCCUGGCCAAGAUGGAGGAGGAUCCCGAUGAYGUCCCGCAUGGACACAUCACAUCCCUGGCAGUGAAACGCUCGCACCGGCGCUUGGGGCUGGCACAGAAGCUCAUGGACCAGGCAUCCCGGGCCAUGAUCGAGAACUUCAACGCCAAAUAUGUGUCCCUGCACGUCCGUAAGAGCAACCGGGCAGCUCUGCACCUCUACUCCAACACCCUCAACUUCCAGAUCAGCGAGGUKGAGCCCAAGUACUACGCAGAUGGGGAGGAUGCCUACGCCAUGAAGCGGGACCUCACYCAAAUGGCAGAUGAGCUGCGGAAGCAGGUGGAGCAGAAGGAGCGGGGCCGCCCCCCAGUCCCCACCGAGCCCUCCCGGGGUGGGGACGGGGUCUGCGGUUCGGGGGGACCCCCCUCACACACCCCCACCGGSCCCCACCACCACGAGGAUGGGGGAGGCGACAGCAAAGACGUCAGCGAGGUGAGCGAGACCACCGAGAGCACCGACGUCAAGGACAGCUCCGAGGCCUCUGACUCUGCUUCAUAGGGACCCCCGGGACCCCCCCAAAUCCCUGGGACCCUCCUGGGGACCCCCAGACUGCUGGGAGUCCCCAGGGACCCCUUUUGGUGCUUGGUGGGGUCAAUAAAGCCCCUCCCUCUCCA
Messenger RNA from Malurus melanocephalus (red-backed fairy wren), 960 nucleotides. RefSeq names its product N-alpha-acetyltransferase 10, NatA catalytic subunit (gene NAA10). The record is from RefSeq and is a predicted model, not a curated record. Lineage: Eukaryota; Metazoa; Chordata; Aves; Passeriformes; Maluridae. Gene Ontology annotation, cellular component: NatA complex. Gene Ontology annotation, biological process: N-terminal peptidyl-glutamic acid acetylation. The coding region runs from base 143 to 844 and encodes 233 amino acids. The transcript is spliced from 8 exons. Gene Ontology annotation, molecular function: protein N-terminal-serine acetyltransferase activity; protein-N-terminal-glutamate acetyltransferase activity.